This is a messenger RNA of Cylindrotheca closterium, 1680 nucleotides long. The record is from the annotation of a GenBank genome assembly. NCBI's taxonomy places the organism in Eukaryota, Bacillariophyta, Bacillariophyceae, Bacillariales, Bacillariaceae.
AUGGUUCCAUCUAUCCACCCCAGCAUACGCCCUUCCAUUGGCCCUACUGCUAGUACGAUGCCAAGCCAUGAGCCUUCCACAUCGCCAUCUGUGAGCUUUGAGCCGAGCGUCAGUCCAUCGGACCGACCGAGUAGCAGCGCGAGACCAAGUGCUAGACCGACUUCAUCACCGAGUGCGAUAUCCCAAAGUCCAUCAAUGUCGCCAUCUACCUUCCCAAUGAAUAUGCCAAGCAGCGCACCAUCACUGCUACCUACCGCAAAACCUUCGAUGAAGCCGUCAGUGACUCCAUCGCAAAUGGCAUCAAUAACACCAACCGACACGAUUGCUCCUUCGAAUUUGCCAACAGCAAAGCCUACACCUUCUCCAUCCGUUGCACCGACCAUGAAGCCGACAAAGAACCCCUCGAGGCGGCCAACACAGCAGCCGAGUAAUUUGCCAACUGUGGAGCACUCCGUUCCUCCAACAUCACAGCCAUCAAGCGGGCCGACGCUGCUGUCAAGUACUGUUCCAACACACAGACCGUCGCCACAGCCAUCUCAGUUUCCAUCUUUGCGACCCACAAAAAGUCCAUCGAUCGCACCUUCAGCAUCUCCGUCAGCUCCGACACCCUCUUCUCAACCAUCGAAAAAUCCCACCGAGAGACCGUCUGCCGUGCCAACAUCGUCACCAUCUCGAAGCCCUUCCAGAGCUCCAUCAAACGGUCCAACAAUUGCUCCAUCAGAGAAUCCAUCUUCUCAAUUCCUCGUGGAACCGGUGCCUCUUUCGACGGCGACGCCUUCAGCUGCACCUACAACUACACCUUCAGCUGACCCAACAUCACGUCCAACAAAGACUCCAACAAAUGCUCCAACAUCCAGCCCAUCCAAUGCUCCGACUUCUUCUCGUGCGACUCCGUCAACAUCACCAUCCCUUCGACCAACAUCACACAAUUCCGAAAGCGAUGGUUCAUCACCUACGGCUUCACCAGUCAGCAAAGUCUCAUCCAUGACACCAAGUGUCGUUCCAUCAUCUGUACCUUCUUCAAGUACAACCCCAUCAUCCGUACCAACUAUGAUUAUGGACUUCGGAGACGACUUUGUCAUACUAUCAGUAACAUAUUCCAUGGAAAUUUCCAGUGAGUUAAACACCACGGAGGAAUAUUUGGAGGCGGCAUGCACAGUGCUUGGUUCCUACCUGAAUGAGCAGACAGAGUCGACUUUCGAGGAUGGUGUUCUGACAACAUUUGAUUGCAGCAGUUGGGAUGGGAACACGGUUUCCGCCGCACAAAGUAAUCGAUCAGUGGAUGUGUUGGAUGUACUUUAUGCUGAGGCGAUAGUCACGUCAUUUUUUCCACUUUAUUCACCGACUGUACCAGACGACAGUGCAUAUGAGGGAUUGUUGAAUGAGAUGGUCCAUGCGAUGAGCCACGACGAAUCUCUACUGCAAGUUCUAUCGUCAGCAGGAGCAUCAUUGACGCUGUAUUCCGACGAUGGUUCCAAUUCAAGACAAACAAUUCUGGAGAUUGAGCACCAAGAAGAAGAAGAAGAAGAAGAGUCCUUGUAUGUGUCUGAAGCUAACGAGGAGCAAGAACAAGAACAAGCAGAGGACUCUCAUACGUCCUUCUCAUCGUCAUCAAGAACAAACACUUUGUUGUUGAUACCUGUCAUUUCAGCAAUUCUGCUAAAUAUUAUUCUGCUGUAA